AUGUUCUUGGCUCCUCCCAGUCAGCUCAGCUGGACAUUCCAGCCCACCUCUGGGGAUCUGCCGGCUCCUCCGCACACUCGCCAGUCUACAUUAGCAGGAGGAGACAAAAUGAGAGGACUUGUCGUCUUCAUCAGUGCGGUGUGCUUGGCCAGCGCACAACACCAGGCCCUGAUUGACUACUUGGAGCGCCGACUGCUUGCGAUUGAGGACCGCAUCUCCCUAUGGCAUGAACAGGCCACCCGCUACGCCUCAGAGCUGCGGGAACUCAAACAACAGAUGGUUUCUCAGCUUGAGAACCUGGACAAGGAGAAGGAGACACUCCGCGUGAGCCUGGACAGCAUGGGGACGCGGGUGGACCGGGUGGAGCGUGAGCUGGACUACUUAGAGACCCAGAACGGUGCUCAGCCUUGUGUUGAUGUGGACGACAAGCUGAUCGAGCAGCAGGUGACUCAGGUGCAGGAGAAACAGAAGACCAAAUACUUCAAACUCACUGACUGCAAUGACAUGCUCUCCACCAUAAAGGCCAUGAAGAUCCUGAAGAGAGUUGGCGGCUCCAAGGGAAUGUGGACCAGAGACACAGGCGGGGGCUCGGGGAAGGUCUUCAUCUUUAACGGGACCAAUGAAGACACCAUCUUGGAAUUUUCCACCGUACAAGACUUCACUCGCUCGCAGGGCCUGUCUGACUCCAGGCAGCUGAAGCUUCCCUCCGCCUGGUGGGGGACGGGGCACGUCAUCUACAAUAAUCACGCCUAUCUCGUCAUUCAGGCGGAUGAGAUGACGCUGGUCAAGUACGACUUAAGGAACAAGUCUGUGGCAGAUAGCGUGGUGUUCCCAGACCAGGACUACAUCCCAGUGUAUGGCCUGAGCCCUGAAACACUGAUGGACCUGGCUGUGGAUGAGGAAGGCCUGUGGGCCAUUUACUCAACACGUCAGAAUGAGCAGCACAUCGCUCUGGCUAAAAUAGACGCCGGCUCGCUGAGCAUCGAGCAGACGUGGGACACGAGCUGCCCGAGUCUGAACGCAGAAGCGGCCUUCGUCAUCUGCGGCACGUUGUACGUGGUCUACAACACGGAGCAACCCAGCCGCUCGCACGUCCAGUGCGUGUUUGAUGUUAACAACAUGGUGAGCAAUGAAGAUGUGCCGCUGGUUUACUUCCCCAAACGUUACGGAGCUCACGCCAGCCUCAAGUACAACCCGCUGGAGCAGCUGCUCUAUGCCUGGGAUGAUGGCUACCAGAUUCUCUACAAACUUGUCAUGAAGAAGAAACUUGAGUUUUAGCACCAAACAACAUAAUGCCCAACCCACAUUGUUGGAGCUACAAAGCAGUUUUGGCCACACUGCAUCGUGUGCUGGCCAGUGGACUUCGUACACACUUUUUGUACUAUUGUCUGCUAUGUCUCUAUAUUGUACCACAAUGAGUGUACUGAACAUUAAUGAAUGUGUGUAUUUCUUCACAUCGUGACCUUUAACUGCUGACAACCCUCUGCCCAGAGGGAUUUGGUACUUAUUACUUAGUUUUUAGUGUUCUUUGACAUAUCUGUCAACUUAUGUCUUGAUUUUGAUUGCCUUUUUAAAAAAAACUGCAUUGCAUUUUAACUCACUAAAUGGAAAAAGAGUUAUCAGUCAAGUAAAACAUGUGUUUUUGCUGUAGCAGAGAGAGAAUCUAAAUAUCUGCAGGCAUAUCCAAAUUUCCUGCUGGUUUCCACUAAGCUCUUACAUGAGCAAUGCUUUGUUCUGAUUAAGUAUUUGCCUGGUUGUUAUUAUAGCUCACAAAGACAAAUCCAACUCAGCCUGAUUGAGCUAUAGUUUACUUCAUGUAGUUAUAAUGCAAUACAAACAUGGGUGUAAUCCCCCCUGAUUUAGUCAGUGUGUCGCAUGUAAUUGCAUGUGACAGCAGUGGUUGGAACCAUAACAAGCAUUCAGUUCACGGCAAAGCAACAUUAGAUUAUGAUUUUCUUUUUAACGGUAUUUGCUAGCUGGCUAGCACUCUUGUGUUUCCCUCUUUGCACUGUGAAUUUCUGUGAACCAAGUAUGAUCAGGUUUAGUUGUUUUUCACAAAA
This is a messenger RNA of Phycodurus eques (leafy seadragon), 2060 nucleotides long. RefSeq names its product olfactomedin-like 3b (gene olfml3b). The transcript has 3 exons. The record is from RefSeq and is a predicted model, not a curated record. Lineage: Eukaryota; Metazoa; Chordata; Actinopteri; Syngnathiformes; Syngnathidae. The coding region runs from base 1 to 1278 and encodes 425 amino acids. Gene Ontology annotation, biological process: signal transduction.